Erpetoichthys calabaricus (reedfish) is the source of this 6205-nucleotide messenger RNA. RefSeq names its product muscleblind-like splicing regulator 2 (gene mbnl2). NCBI's taxonomy places the organism in Eukaryota, Metazoa, Chordata, Cladistia, Polypteriformes, Polypteridae. The coding region runs from base 1030 to 2178 and encodes 382 amino acids. Gene Ontology annotation, molecular function: metal ion binding. The transcript has 11 exons. The record is from RefSeq and is a predicted model, not a curated record.
UAAAGUAGAAAGGGAAGUAAGUAUGGCUUUUUCGCUUAAGAUUACUCUUUUUUUUUAAUUAAUAUAUGUAUAUUUUUUGCAAAGCCAUAUUUUUCCAAAAAGAAACCACACGCUUAUUUGAGCUUUCGCGUGCUUUUUUGGCAUUUCCCAUCAGAAGCCUGGCUCUGUGAACAUUUCCUUGGUGGCACGAUCCCGCAAAUAGUGGCUGCUCCCGUGUGGAGCCGGUCGAGGUGAUGUGAAAGGGCCAUUUUAAGAGUCAUCAGAUUAAACUGAAAGCAUGUCUUUGACUUGUGGGAAGAAGUCAGAGUUCCUGGAGGGAAAAUGCAAGCUCAACACUGACGCUAUCCCAGCUUGGAAUUGGACCAGGGCCCAUUCUUACUAUUGAUGACAGAAAGUGCCUUUUCAAAUGUUGUUACUACUCAAAGCUGCAUUACCAGUGUGCGUGCCACAUUUGCAUAGCUACAUUUACUACUUCUGAUGCUUAAAGGAGCUGCAUUGAAGAUACCUCCACUACAAUUGAAUGGUCAUUGUCUAUCUGGAUUUUUAUUUUUAAAUGUCCUUUGAGACUGAGAAGAUUCUAGAUAUACUGUGAAAAGAAUGCUGCCAAAGCUCAAAGAACUGACACUUUUUCAGAGUUUAAUCAAUACCAGCAAGUGGUUUGCACAUAAUUAAUAUUUUAUUACUAAAAGCCACUGCUUUGACAUAAUUUCAUUUAUAGUAUUUGUGUCAGCAACACAAUCAAGGAGCUCAAACAUUUUAUCCGUUUGAAGUGUUACUGAGCAUGUACUCUUUCGGCAGCCAUAUCUUACAAGUGAAUGAGACUGUUGAGUGAUUGGUUGCUUAUGUGAGCUGAUUAUUCUUAUACAUCACUCAUGUGGGUUUAAUAGUCUGCUUUUAUGAUCUUAUGAAAAGUCCACACAUUGUUCUAAUUUUCUUUUAAAUAAAUUUUAAUACAUAUAUUUUAUUUAUUUAAAAAGAAAACAAUUUGGAUUGAUUCACUAAUCUUUAUUUGCACUCUGAAAAUUGGACAUGGCUUUAAAUAUUACUUCAAUACGUGAUACAAAAUGGCUGACCCUGGAAGUCUGCAGACAGUUUCAAAGAGGAACCUGCUCACGUUCUGAUGAAGAAUGCAAAUUUGCUCACCCUCCGAAGAGCUGCCAAGUUGAAAAUGGAAGAGUCAUUGCCUGCUUUGAUUCACUUAAGGGACGGUGUACAAGAGAAAACUGUAAAUACCUCCAUCCUCCUUCACAUUUGAAAACACAGCUAGAAAUAAAUGGGCGUAACAACCUCAUUCAGCAAAAAACAGCUGCAGCAAUGUUGGCUCAGCAGAUGCAGUUCAUGAUUCCUGGUACAGCCAUGCAGCCAGUACCCACUUUUCCUGUUACUCAAGCUUUAGGAACAAAUCCUGGUCUAAGUUUUGCACCAUACCUUACUCCAGUAACCCCCAGUGUUGGACUAGUACCAACGGAAAUGCUCCCCAGCACACCAGUUAUUGUUCCUGGAAGUCCUCCAGUAUCAGUACCAGGAUCAUCUUCUACACAAAAGCUUCUGAGGACAGACAAGUUAGAGGUUUGCAGGGAAUUCCAGCGUGGGAACUGUGCAAGAGGAGAAACUGACUGUCGCUUUGCUCAUCCUUGUGACAGUGCAAUGAUUGACACAAGUGAUAACACUGUCACAGUCUGCAUGGAUUAUAUCAAGAGUCGCUGUUCAAGAGAGAAGUGUAAAUACUUUCAUCCUCCAGCACAUUUGCAGGCCAAAAUUAAAGCAGCACAACACCAGGCCAACCAGGCCGCUGUGGCAGCACAAGCUGCAGCUGCAGCCAUGACUCAGUCGACUGCCAAAGCAAUGAAGCGACCCCUCGAGGCAACUGUAGAUCUGGCAUUUCCAUCUAGUGUUCUGCAACCUCUACCAAAGAGACCAGCGCUUGAAAAAAGUAAUGGUGCCAGCACCAUCUUUAACCCUAGUGUAUUGCACUACCAACAGGCUCUAGCCAAUGCACAAUUACAACAGCCUACUGCAUUCAUACCUACAGGAUCUGUGUUGUGCAUGACACCUGCCACCAGCAUUGUACCCAUGAUGUACAGUGCUACGCCUGCUACUGUCUCUGCAGCAACAACUCCUGCCACAAGUGUCCCCUACGCCGCAACAGCACCAGCCAAUCAGAUUAUCCUGAAGUAAUCAACAAAAAAGGAAUGAAGUGUCAAGAUGCUGCACUACACACCCCAAAACAGCCGCUGUGUAAAUACUACCUUUCCUCCUCAUUAGAGCUACAACAACCUGCAUGCUGAGAGUAUAAUUAUGGAUAAAUCAUUACAUAUAACAUUUAAGUGCUUUUGUGUGUAUGUGUGUGUGUGUGUGUAUAGAUAUAUAGAUAUAUAUAAUAUAUAAACACACACACAAGCACCAAUUAUAUAUACCUGUAAUGCAAAAUAUGUUAUCUUGUAAAUGAAUACAAUCAGAAUUGUACAGACUAUAUAUCUAAAGGUGGAUAUUUCAUUUUAAUGAUUGUUUUUAACAGUUAUCUAUAUGAAAAGUAGGUUAUUUUUUCCACCUAGCUGAUCAUGUUAAUGCACUCUUAGAAUAAUAUAGUGCUUAAUGUUAAGUGCUUGUUUGAAAAAGAUUUUAAACAGAAAACUGAAGCUUUUGCUCUAUAAUUAAGCAUAAUGUCCCAUAAUUUUUUGACAAACAUUUUAUUGCACUUAGGUUCUGAUCCUGACAAGAUAGUUUACUUUGGAAGGGAAUCAAUAAAUGAAUGUUAAACAGAUGGAUGACAUAUUGAGAAGAAUGAAAUGGUUAUUUGAAUGUGCAUUGUUACCCAGGAAAACCAAAACAAAAAUGUGACUGCUAGACAAAACAGCCAUGCAAACAUUUGUAUUUAUCAAUUUCCCAGAAAUGGAGUUGAUAAACUUUCAUAAUGUCCUGGGCUGGCAGUAGACAUUUUGGAUUCUCUAGUUUAGGGAACAAAAUAUAAAAGAAUUCUUAUGUUUAUAAAUAAUGGCCAUUAAGAUGUUUGCUGUUGUCUCAAGUAACAGUGCCAAGGACUUUGAAAGAUCUCAUAGAUUGAUCAGAUCUGUCAAUUCUGGGUAUUAAUUUGGGUACAUUGUGUCUGCAGGCAGACUUGACAAACGUGAUUCAGAUCAUUAAUCGAUUUAUAUGAAACAGACAUUUGAUUUCAUUCAGUUGUCCUUUCAGAAAGUUAAAGAGCAGGGGUAUAUAAAAAUGUAUAAUGUCAGUGCUUUCAAAAGAGAACAUUUUAGUUCCUUAAAGAUAAUAAAGAGGUGCUUUCAGAACCAUCCUCCCAACAGCUCCCUGUUUAAUUUUGAAUGAUCAAUAGAAGUGCCUAAGUAUUACACAUUUCAAGCCCAAAAGGAUGUAAUUAAAAAAUAUUAACUGAAAAAUUAUUGGAUGUUGUCCAAAAAAGUACCUGUUAGUUUUAAGUCCACACACAUUAUGAUGACAGGGUUAUUAGUUUUUAAAAUACAGGAAUGUUAUUUUAAUUAAGUCAUUUUAGAGUAGAAUCUGAGGUGAUGAUAAUAAGUAAAUAAAAGUUUAAUUUGAAACAAGGCGAUGCAUCACAGCUUUUAACAUUUCAAAUACAUUAAGCUUUGCUGAGGUGCAAUUUUCUAAAUAUAAAAAUCCGUUCUAGUUUUGUUUUAUAUAUUGCUUUUUCCUAAAAAGAUGUGCCACAAAAUUUAAUAAUCAUUGCUUAGCUUUCAAGCUAGUAAAAUGUUUAUAUUAUCAUUUAGUGCAACUAUCUGUACCAAACUUUUGUCUCAUAGGCUACAUGUUGGCACUGAACAUAAGCAUAAAUCAACCAUUAAUAUCCCUUUUACAUACAUAUAUGUGUGUGUAUAUAAUAUGUAUGUAUGCACUGUGUGUGUCUUUCAGAAUUGACCACAGUGCUAUUUUAAAAUUGGAAAACCCAUAAGCUCUGCUUGCUUGGCACAAUUUGGGCACCCACCCCGUGAUUUUCAUUCAUUGUAUUUUUUUCUUCACAAAAGUUACAGUUUUAAUGUAAUUUUUGAUGUUGAAAGUGAUUUAUAGAUACGUUUUUGUCAUAAUUUUAAACUUUUAUGUUAAAUAUUAGUCAUAGAAGAAUCUUGUAACCUAUUAUAUUUUAAAAUGAAUGUAAUUUAUUAAGCUAAGCUUAGUUCUACUGGUUGGAUUGUUCAGAAAAGCUGGUCUCUUGGAUCAGCUCCUAAGAAGAAAUUCUGAAGCUUGUUUCUGGUAUGGGUCACCAUUUGUGACUGCAGGUGUAUUUUCUUACUGCCUUCAUCACCUUUGCAGGGCAAUGGAAAACAGUGUGAAAGAGGCUUUAGAAUUGCUUGUAUUAUGUAAAAAUGUUUAUUGUAAAGGUAAUAUUCUACCAAAAAUAUGUACUUUCACUGUAGUUUAGUAGUAUUUCAUAACAAUAUUAAGUUGUUGGAAUUAUUACAGUUGUGUAUUUUUGUAAAUUAUGUAAUUGUUAAGUUCAAGGACUGAUUUUUUUUUUCUGACACUUUUUGAGAGGGUUAAAUGUUGAUAAUAUACAGGUAUUCCUAUUCUCUGUUAAUCAUUUUCAACAGCUUUUUAGUAUUUUUAUAUCAUUAUUUUAUGUUACGGCAUUGUUUUUUUUUAUUGGUAGUAGCUACUGUUGGUUUUAAAUUCAUGAAUUAUUUUCAGAUUCAUAAUACAUAAUCAUACUUAUUAUGAAUAAUAGUUCCAGAAAAAAAGUGAAACUAAAGAUUUUUAAGUGACCAAUUAUUACCCAAUUAAGCAGACAUCUUAUUGUUAAAACACUGCUUGGAAUUUACUUUUAAAUUUACUUUUUAAACUCCAUAUAAAUGGAGAUCCUUUGUAUUAAGAAUUAUAAUAUUGUACAAUAAUACUGGAUAAGCGGGUCAGAAGAUAUAUGAGCUAUAUAAACACUGUGUGUGUGUUUUAAUAUAUAUAUGUAUGUAUGUAUGUAUGUAUGUAUGUAUGUAUGUAUGUAUGUGUAUAUGUAUGUAUAUACAUAUAUAUAUAUAUAUAAUAUAUAUAGAUAAUAUAUAUAUAUAUAUAAUAAGCUUGCACACACAGUCAUAGAAAAAAAUUGCAGAAAAUUCAGAGUAAAAUCUUCUUAAAUAUAGAACUAAAUGUGUAAUAAUUUUUCUAACAUAUAUAGAAGUUUAAAAAAUUGAUAUCAUCAAUAUGUUUCAAUGGGAGCAACAUCUUUAGAUCUUUUGACAGUGACAUAGCUUGACAUGUCUUUCCAAGUGGGUUCAACCAUGCCACAUAUAUCAUCCUUUUUUUUUAUGGGUAGGAUGGAUGAAGGGAUGGUCACAGUUUAGGGUUCUUUAUUUUUUUUAUUUAUAUUGUUUGUUUCUACUUUGUUUUUGACCGUUUUUAUGGUGACAUGGGGUUCACUUCUCAUUUCUUUAGUUCCCUUUUGCCAACUGUAUACCUAUUGAGGUAUAUAAAUAUACUUUGUAUCUCACAACCCUCUACAAACAAGGCAAGUAAUGGUGAAACACAGAUUUGUUUUUUCUCCCCACUAAGGCAGGGAAGGGCAUGUGGAGAGUCUUUACAUGUUGUGAUGGAAACAACAUUGUCCUUGAUUUAAGAACAUAUAAGGACUGAAAUUACAGAUGUUUCUUUGACUGUGUGUAUAAUGGUAUGUAUAAAAAUACUAUAAACAUUUUUUUCACUAGUGCUUAAUCUCCAUUUCAGAUUAUUUGCAAACAAACCUAUUUUUCAUGUUAAUGGAAAAUACUUUAACCUGUUUGAAAAUGUUUAAAUUCUUUAUGCAUUUCUUAUUAACAAUACAAAAAGUGCAAAAGUCUUAAGAUAAAUUACCCUUCAUCUGAACAAAGUUGUAUUUUGUAAUGUUGACAGAGGGCUAUUUCUUUGUGGGGUUUUUUUUUCAUGUAUGGUGUAUGGAGAGGCCAAAAUGGUUUUAAAAGAAUACAAAGUUUAUUUCAAAAUAAAAUUCUGUAAAAUGUAUCAGUGUCAUUAUGAUUUUGACAUGAAACCAGUUUUUCUUUUUAAAUAGUUAAUGUGACUCAGAAUAUAUGUAAUAUGGUAAAUUUUAUCAGCUCAAAUCAAGCCCUCUUUGAAAAUUAGUUUAUAACCAUUUUACAUGCUUUAUUUGUGCAUAUAUUGUGUUUUGUUAUAUAGUCAGUUGUUUUGGUUCCAGCAAAUGUUGUAAAACUUAUUGAGAGAAUUAAAUAAAAUAUAAUUAUUAUAA